AUGCCGUCAGCAAUUCCCAAGCCCCCCGGGGUCUUCCUCCUCGGAAACCUUUUCGACGUGAAUUCUGGCAACCCCUGGAUGUCAUUCAACAAACUCUCGACCAAGUAUCGUCCCAUUUGUAAAGUCACUAUCCUCGGCCACGACAUUGUUCUGGUAACCGGCGCCGCUCUCCUGGAAGAAAUCUGCGACGAGAAGCGCUUUCGAAAAUGUGUCAACGGGCCCAUUGUCGAGAUUCGACAGGCGGUCCACUCGAGUCUGUUCACAGCCUACGAAAAGGAAAUGGCAAUUUGGGGGGUCGCCCAUCGCAUCAUGGCGCCCCUUGUCACCCCGGAAGCCGUCGCACAAGUCUUCACCGACAUGCGCGAGGUAUCGACCGAUCUGAUCCGGAAGUGGACAGCCGGACCGCGCCAGCGUGUUAAUGUCACCAACGAUCUAGAUCGUCUUAACCAUGCCGCGAACAUGCUGUGCUUCUUCGACCAGCGUCUGCAUUGUCUAGAAGGCCCAGAGCCGUCGCUCAUCAAGGCGAUGGAGAACGCUACCACCGAAGCCGUCCGGCGCCCUAGUCGUCCAAAGCUUCUCAACUGGCUCUUCUACCAGCGCAAGUUCGAUGGUUACAACAAAGCUUUGCGUGAUUAUUCCGCCGACUGUAUCGCCCAUCGGCGCGCGAAUCCGUCCGCCAAGAAAGAUAUGCUUCACGCGAUCAUUGAGGGCAAGGAUCCAGAAACUGGACAAGGACUGGACAAGGUUCAACAGAUCGACGAAGUGAUCAACGUCUUUAUCGGUAGCGCAACGGCACCAAACCUUGUUGCAUUCACCCUUUACUAUCUUAUGAAGAGCCCCAAGGAGAUUGCGCGCGCCCGGGAAGAACUAGAUGCUGUCGUUGGAGGACCUGGUGCCCAGAUCGAACACGAGCAUCUUGCAAACCUCCCCUAUUGCACUGCGAUUCUCCGAGAAGCCAUGCGUCUCGCGCCUCCGGCCCCUGGCUUCAACAUCGAAGCCAUUCCAUCCGAGGAAGGCCCUGUCUACCUCGCUGGAGGAGAGUACGAAAUUCCGCGUGAUCAACCCCUCAUCGCGAUCCUGUAUGGUGUGAACCGCGACCCGGCCAUCUUCGAGGAUCCCGAUGCGUUCAAGCCCGAGCGCAUGGUCGGGGAGAAGUACGACCGGUUGCCGGCGAGUGUCAAGAAAGGAUUCGGUAACGGCAAGCGUCACUGUAUUGGACAGCAGUAUGCGUGGGAAUGGUCGUUCUUCACGCUGGUCAGCAUCCUCAAGGACGUGGAGUUCGAGUUGGCCGAUAAGAAAUAUGUGACCGACCCGACGACCGAGAACUACAAUGGCGCGUUUACCGUCAAGCCUCUGGGGCUUUUCGCUGUCACCGGGCCCCGACCCCGAGCGGGUUAA
Messenger RNA from Aspergillus uvarum CBS 121591, 1398 nucleotides. RefSeq names its product putative cytochrome P450. Bases 1 to 1398 code for a protein of 465 amino acids. NCBI's taxonomy places the organism in Eukaryota, Fungi, Ascomycota, Eurotiomycetes, Eurotiales, Aspergillaceae. The transcript is spliced from 2 exons. The record is from RefSeq and is a predicted model, not a curated record. Gene Ontology annotation, molecular function: monooxygenase activity; iron ion binding; heme binding.